Messenger RNA from Microtus oregoni (creeping vole), 889 nucleotides. RefSeq names its product alkB homolog 7 (gene Alkbh7). Gene Ontology annotation, biological process: DNA damage response; fatty acid metabolic process. The record is from RefSeq and is a predicted model, not a curated record. The transcript is spliced from 4 exons. NCBI's taxonomy places the organism in Eukaryota, Metazoa, Chordata, Mammalia, Rodentia, Cricetidae. The coding region runs from base 133 to 843 and encodes 236 amino acids. Gene Ontology annotation, cellular component: mitochondrial matrix.
AGCACGAACCGGACAGAUCAAGUCAGGGCCCAGAGGCGGGACUAACACUAGACGGUCUGGGGCACAGCUAAUAGAACGAGCUCAAGUCCACUAGCGUGCGGUAGGAGGCGGGCUCAGAGCUGGCCUCAGCCAAUGGCUUGCGGGAACAUGAGCCGUCUUUUAAGCGGUCGCCUGAAGAUGGCGGUCAGCGGGCGCCUGGCGAUGCGGAUGCUUUCUGGGUGCGGCUGGGUUCGCGCCUCGGACCCCGCCGUGCUGAGCCGCCUGCGCGAUGAGGCCGUGGUGCGGCCUGGCUUUCUGAGCCAGGCGGAGGAGGACACGCUGACACGCGAACUGGAGCCCCAGCUGCGGCGCCGGCGCUAUGAGUACGACCACUGGGAUGCGGCCAUCCACGGUUUCAGGGAGACCGAGAAGUCCCGAUGGUCUGAUGCAAGCCAAGCCAUUCUGCAUCGGGUCCAGGAGGCUGCCUUUGGCCCUGACCAGACCCUGCUAUCCUUGGUUCACGUGUUGGACCUGGAACCCCGGGGCUACAUCAAGCCCCAUGUUGACAGUGUCAAGUUCUGUGGAUCCACCAUUGCUGGCCUCUCCCUGCUGUCCCCAAGUGUUAUGAAGUUGGUGCACACCCAGGAACCUGAGCAGUGGCUGGAACUGCUGCUGGAACCAGGCUCCCUCUAUAUUCUAAGGGGUUCAGCCCGAUACGACUUCUCCCAUGAGAUCCUUCGAGAUGAAGAAUCAUUUUUUGGGGAGCGACGUGUCCCUCGGGGCCGACGCAUCUCAGUGAUUUGCCGCUCCCUCCCUGAGGGGAUGGGGUCAGGAAGGCCAGAAAAGCCACCCUCAGCCAGCUGACUUCUACGCCUGUCCUCUGGACUUGUGAAUAAAGUUGGAAAAAGAA